CAAGUUGCAGGAAUCGCUUCAUAAUUCCUCAGCAUCUAACAGGAGAAAAGGACAGCAGGAAUGAUUUACAUCUUUUUAAUUUCUUUGAUGUGUGUUGUGUUUGAAGUUAAUGCAUACAAAGCUAAAAUCAGAGUUCCUAAAGUUGACGGAAAAUGCGAGAUUAAUGGGAAAUUGUUUAAACCUAGAGAAGAAUAUAUGAAUGAACAAAAGUGUGAAGUAUGGACUUGCUUGAGAAAAUCACCAAGAAUAAAUGGAAAAGUUGAUAAGGAACAUGCUCUCGUCGAUGUAUCAGGAUGCGGGACAGCAACGAUGUCGUACGGUAAUGGUACUGAAUGCAGCUAUAAAAUAACAACAGGAAAAUAUCCGGAUUGCUGUUUUGGAGAAUUAGAAUGUAAGCAAGAAGGGUAUAACGAUAUAUCCGAUUUCAAAUAAAUAUAUCUAAAAUACAUGUUAACGACCAAACAGAAGAUACUGUGGUACUUUCUUAUAUAAACUUAAUUCUAAUAUCUUAAAGAUUAAAUUUAUUCAUCAAAUAUUCAAUAAACGUUACUGAAACUGAUGUGAGUUACUGUGU
Messenger RNA from Centruroides sculpturatus (bark scorpion), 574 nucleotides. RefSeq lists its product as uncharacterized. The transcript has 4 exons. The coding region runs from base 61 to 432 and encodes 123 amino acids. The record is from RefSeq and is a predicted model, not a curated record. Lineage: Eukaryota; Metazoa; Arthropoda; Arachnida; Scorpiones; Buthidae.